AUGACGAACAAGCCCAUCAUAGCGGUGAUUGGAUCGCUCAACGUUGACGUUGUUACUUACGGUGGAGUCGCGGUUGUGAAAAUGAUUGGGGCUGUGGGUGACGACAGCUAUGGGCCCCUAGUAGUCAACGGGCUCAAGGGUGUCGGUAUUGAUGCCUCGGGUAUCCAAGUCCGGAAUGGAGAAAAGACCGGAGUUGCAACUAUCAUUGUUGAGGAGGCGACUGGGGAAAAUCGCAUCAUGUUCUCAGCACAUGCGAAUGCAACUGUCCGACCUGACGAAUUCGUUGCAGGGUUGCCCCAACCUUUACCUGACCUGAUCAUUAUGCAACUUGAAAUCCCCUUAGACACCGUCACACAGAUAAUCACGACCGCCCAGAGGCUCAACGUCCCUGUUCUUUUCAACCCUGCGCCGGCCCAGAAGAUCGGAAAACAGUAUUAUCCGGGAGUAACACACCUAGUCGUUAACGAGACGGAGGCGGCUAUCUUAUCAGGACACGACGUAAAGGAAUUAGAAACAAAGGAAGGACAGGCUAGGAUUGCCAACGUGUUCCAUGACUGGGGAUCAAAGCAUGUCUUGAUCACGUUAGGCAGCAAAGGAGUGUACUAUUCAGUGUCGAGCGGUGCGCAAGGCCACAUCAACGCUAUAAAGGUUAAAGCUGUCGAUACUACCGCAGCUGGUGACACUUUUGUCGGUGUAUAUGCAUUAGAGGCUGUGAAGCCCGAUUUUGACAUCGAGAGGGCUGUUCGCCACGCGAAUCUAGCAGCGUCAAAGACGGUGACGCGGAAAGGGGCACAGGAGUCUAUCCCAUGGUUUGACGAACUAUAG
Molecule: messenger RNA, 825 nt
Organism: Parascedosporium putredinis
Lineage: Eukaryota; Fungi; Ascomycota; Sordariomycetes; Microascales; Microascaceae
Source: the annotation of a GenBank genome assembly